UUUGCUUUUGUGGGUUUUAUUACUCAUGUACGGUGUGUAUGGUGCUGAUGUAGGUACAGUGAAGCCAGUGUCAGUGAUGAAGGGUGAUUCUGUCACUCUUCACACUGGUGUUACUGAACUACAGAGAGAUGAUAAGAUAGAAUGGAUGAAUGAAAAUCGAGAUAUCAUUGCUCAAAUCGAAAACAACAUAACCUUAAUUCAUGAAGACAGACUGGAGUUGGACCAUAAAACUGGAUCACUUACCAUAAGAAAAAUCGCUGAAAACAGACUUUAUGAACUACACAUCAGGGGCGACCAGCUGACAUCCAAGACAUUCAAUGUUACUGUUCAUGGUGGUGUGAAGACAGUAUCAGUGAAGGAGGGAGAUCCUGUCAAUCUACACACUGAUGUUAUUGCAAUAAAGGGAUUUGAUGUGAUAUUAUGGAAGACUGAAGGUGAUCUUGUGGCUGAAAUCAAUCAAGUUACCAAUCGGUUCUCAUUAUAUGACAGCGGUGAUGUGAGAUUCAAGGGCAGACUAGAUCUUGAUCGUCAGUCUGGAGAUCUCACCAUCAGUGAUGCUGAAACCACAGACUCUGGCGUUUAUCAUCUACACAUGAGCAGCAGUACACACACCUUACAGAGGAACAUCAGUGUUACUGUCAAAAAUUCAGGUAAUUCAGGUGCUGUAUCAGGGAUAUCUGGUGCCAGUGUUGCUCUGGUGGUUUGGGCUGUAACUGUUUUUUUACUGCAAGAAGUAUAAGUAGCCAAGGCAAAGGUGUUUCAUGGAAGAAAAAGUGAAUCAAACUCAGGAUGAGGAUGAAUGAGAAGAAUCAACCUGUAAUAAUCUAUAACAAUGUAAAGAUGGGCUUUGCAUGACAUACUGAUCAGUGUAGGGGCUAUAUGUAAGAAUUUCUUGUAUUAAUCUUUUUUAUUAUUAUUAUCGCCAAUAUGUAAACAGAUUGUAAUGAAACUUGAAAUUGAUACCUUCCACAACUUCCUAGGUUGUCUAUGAAAGCCUGUAGACAAAUUUUUAUGCAAAAGACUUGUCAGUUUCCCCGGGAAAAUCCAAAGGAUGUAACUUUUACACAUGCUCCCGAGAGCCUCUCUUCCAUUCUAUGGCACAUGAAAUGAAUGAUUAUACAAUGUUUAGGACAACGCUGAAAGAGCUAUUCUGUACUGUAAUGUCAUUGUGUCAGGCAAAAAUGGGUUAAUUUAAACUAUAGUCUUAACUUAAUGGCCAAUAGCUAAUGAUAAGGGUUUCUGAAUUUUACUUUUAAAGACAUCUUUAACUCUGGUACAUUGCUUUUUUUAUGUAGGCUACAUAUUUUUGACAUAAAUCACGCUUAAUGUAUUUUUUAUUUUUUAUUUUUUUGCCUCAUGCUUGAUUACUAGAACAAAAAGGAAACUUGUCCUGUCUGACAGUGAUUUCUGUUUUAUGAACUACUGACCUUUUUGUUUCCUGGUCAGAUGUGAAUAUGAAAAUAUGAGCUGAAUUCAAAAUGAUUAUUUUAGACCCAUGUGGUCAUGAAUGUAGAUAUGCUGCUGUUUUAUAUGAUCUUGUUUGAUCUUUUCUGCACCUUAAGCCGGGGACACACCUAACGAUUAGUUUAAACAUUCUACGACUGAACUGAACACACAUAACGAUUGUUUCCUGCGACUGAAGCAGAUUUAUAUACUUACACAUGGAAUUUGAACACCGACUGUAAUCACAGACUGAACGCGACUGGACGCGUUUGAGCGCGAUCAGUCAUAAGUAUCAAUUUACAUUCAUAAUCGGCCUUACAAUCGUUAAGUGUGUGCGCGGCUUUAAUGAACGAACACUGAUUCAUGUUUAAAGCUCUUUUUUAAUUAAUCAAAAGAAAAUGUUAUAGUCUUUCUGAAUUUCAUGAAUCCCUGAUUUUUUUUUUUUUUUAUUAGUUUCACUGCAUACAUUUCCUUUUUUUGUCUUAAAAGUGAAUCCACAUUUAUAAUUUUUCUGUAU
Megalobrama amblycephala (Wuchang bream) is the source of this 1960-nucleotide messenger RNA. RefSeq lists its product as uncharacterized. The transcript has 5 exons. The coding region runs from base 26 to 739 and encodes 237 amino acids. Lineage: Eukaryota; Metazoa; Chordata; Actinopteri; Cypriniformes; Xenocyprididae. The record is from RefSeq and is a predicted model, not a curated record.